AAUAGUCUUUGUCCUCACCCCGCAGUACAGCACACCACUGGAGAAGCACACGGGGCUCCUCGCAGGAAAGAAAAACUGGAUGGCUUGAUAAUAAGAAACGGGAGGGCUUUCUUUUAAUAACGAGGCAACGAAGGAAGAGCUCUUGGAACAACUUUGAGGACCUUAAAUCACAACUGAAGGUUUGAAAGGUUCCCUCCUGUCCCAGAAUCAAAAUGAGCUGGAGUUUCCUUACACGUCUGUUGGACGAGAUUUCCAACCACUCCACCUUUGUGGGCAAAAUCUGGCUCACCCUCCUCAUUGUGUUUCGCAUCGUGCUGACAGCUGUCGGGGGCGAGUCUAUCUACUAUGAUGAACAGAGUAAAUUUGUAUGUAAUACGGGGCAGCCUGGUUGUGAAAAUGUGUGCUAUGAUGCCUUUGCGCCACUAUCGCACAUUCGCUUCUGGGUGUUUCAGGUGAUUAUGAUCACCACCCCCACCAUCCUGUACCUUGGCUUCGCUAUGCAUAAGAUCGCCCGCAUGGAGGACGAUGACUAUCGGCCCCGGGGCAGGAAAAGGAUGCCGAUAGUGAACCGCGGUGCCAACCGCGACUACGAGGAAGCAGAGGAUAAUGGGGUGGAUGACCCCCUGAUCCUGGAAGAGAUCGAGCCAGAAAAGGAAAAGGAUGUCGUGGAGAAACCUAGCAAAAAGCAUGAUGGACGCCGUCGCAUCAAGCGCGAUGGUCUGAUGAAGGUGUACGUGUUUCAGCUACUAUCGCGUGCAAUAUUUGAGGCCGCGUUCUUGUUUGGACAGUAUGUCCUUUAUGGGCUGGAAGUGGUACCGUCAUAUGUAUGCACGCGCUCUCCUUGCCCGCACACAGUGGAUUGCUUCGUCUCCCGUCCCACAGAGAAAACAAUCUUCCUGCUCAUCAUGUAUGCCGUCAGCGCUUUGUGUCUGCUCUUCACCCUGCUGGAGAUCCUUCACCUUGGCAUCAGCGGUAUUCGGGACUGCUUUUGCGCACCACGGCCUCAGCCUCCCACCCCCCGUCACCCAGCUUUGGCCAGCCAGAGGUCUUCCAUCUGCCGCCAGCCCUCUGCACCUCCAGGCUACCACACGGCUCUGAAAAAGGACCCAUCAGGAAAAAUGGGCUUCAGGGAUAACCUGGGAGAUUCUGGUCGAGAGUCGUUCGGGGACGAGGCUUCAUCACGAGAGCUGGAGAGGCUGCGUAGACACCUAAAACUGGCCCAGCAGCAUCUGGAUAUGGCUUACCAGAAUGGUGAGAGCAGCCCGUCACGCAGCAGCAGCCCAGAGUCCAACGGCACUGCAGUUGAGCAGAACAGACUAAACUUUGCCCAGGAGAAGCAGAGCAGUACGUGUGAGAAAGGUCUCCGUGCAUAGGUUUUCAUCAGCCCAGCUGACACUACAGACUUAAACUCACAUCAGGAUCAGUGAGAGGACAAAAGGGAAUCAAAGUGAGAGUGAGUGUGUGCGUGACAUGAAUUUGCUUGAGGUGGAUGAAGUCAGCCCAAGCCUUCCAGUGUUAUGGUCAGUCGUGGCCGAGCAUCAAGUCGAACAAGGAGGAGACUGGUUGUCUCAACCUAGCAAUACUUGAGACACUAGCCUGUCUGAAGAUCCAAAGUGCUUACAAACUACCGUUGUGCAGCAGAACGGUUAUGGUUAACAUGUACUUCUCCCUCAGGGCAGCUAUUGUGUUUUUGAUAUUUUUAUUACGGGACUUAGAGCUAUUAGUCAUUUUUAAAAGUUUGUCCUCUGUUGGAAGUUCAGCGAGUGCAUCUCAAGUUUGCCUUAGACCUAAACUGGAACUCUGUUUUAUAUCAUUUUGAUAAAGUAAGGCCAAGCCAGAUGUAGUGCGAAAAACAUGGUUAAACUGUAAGAAUCAUUUUCUUUGUGAGGAAGUGAAUCAUUGAGUGAGUGCUUGUAGAUGCAAACAAAAGUUCAACAGACAAGGCACCACUCAUAAAAGAAAGGUACUGGAGUUAUUGUUAUGCUGAUGAAGACUCUUUAAGGUGUUAAUUUUCAUACAAAGGUUUCUUCCAAUUGUCUUGACAAUGUUGGCACUGCACCAGUCAACAUUCCCAAGCAUGGUGCCUCAAUGGUAACUGGAAAACACUUGGGGUGCCUUUGUCCAAAGGAAUAAACAAACCUGGGUAAUGCUUGAAAAAACAUGUUACUCUUGAUAUUGUCUUGUAUUGUUUAAACGUUUAAACGUGUUUUUGAUACUGUUCUUUAUUUUUGUAUUAGUUUUGAGUAUUGUGAUAUUGAAAAGAGGCUCUGUCACUGUGGCUUAUUUUAACUUUAAAAGAAUGACAUUCACUGCUGUCUUAGCUCCCCGAAGCCUGAUUCAAUACAUGGACUGACACAUUCUGAAAAUGGCUUGGUACAAUUUGAGUUCAAGUGCAACAGUUUUUUUUUAUUCUUUUUUUUAAAUGACAUUUUUGAAACACUCAGCCUACAGCUUAGUUUAUCUACACAUCUUUGACCAGCAAACGCUUCCCCUUUCCUGUAUGGACCUAAAUUCAAUUGUAUCUGUUGGUUAAAUAAGAGAUAAUCUUGUCUGUCAUGUUCCAUGUCUGAAAGUGCUGAUUUUUGGAUUGGUGUUAUCACUGCUCCAGAGUCAUUAAUGAGGGUUGUAAACCAUGUAAUCAUUUCAAUGUGAAUUCAAUGCCUUGAAUGCGCUCUACUAAGAUGCCAUCUUUUGUAUUCUGAAACAUACCCACAGUGCCAUUUGUGCCAACUCAAAUAUUGUCAUCUCAAGUUAUUUUUGAGCAAUACUUUUUGUACUUUUUAUACGUUUUGUAUUGAUAGUACUGUGUGGUUAGAUUUUAAAAUAAAAUUUUUACAACAAA
Dicentrarchus labrax (European seabass) is the source of this 2842-nucleotide messenger RNA. RefSeq names its product gap junction protein gamma 4b (gene gjc4b). Gene Ontology annotation, biological process: cell communication. NCBI's taxonomy places the organism in Eukaryota, Metazoa, Chordata, Actinopteri, Moronidae. The transcript has 3 exons. The record is from RefSeq and is a predicted model, not a curated record. Bases 213 to 1373 code for a protein of 386 amino acids. Gene Ontology annotation, cellular component: connexin complex.